Chaetomium strumarium is the source of this 1557-nucleotide messenger RNA. RefSeq lists its product as uncharacterized. The transcript is spliced from 6 exons. The record is from RefSeq and is a predicted model, not a curated record. Gene Ontology annotation, molecular function: oxidoreductase activity. The coding region runs from base 1 to 1557 and encodes 518 amino acids. NCBI's taxonomy places the organism in Eukaryota, Fungi, Ascomycota, Sordariomycetes, Sordariales, Chaetomiaceae.
AUGGCGGAUAUCAAUGUUGACAUCCUCGUCAUCGGCGCCGGCCCGACUGGCCUGGGUGCGGCCAAGCGGCUCAACCAUAUCAACGGGCCUUCCUGGCUGAUCUUGGAUGCCAAUGAGAAGGCUGGUGGGCUUGCUUCUACCGAUGUCACUCCUGAGGGCUUCCUCUACGAUGUCGGCGGCCAUGUCAUCUUCUCUCACUACAAGUACUUCGAUGACUGCCUCGACGAGGCGCUGCCCAAGGAGGACGACUGGUACAACCACCAGCGCAUCUCGUAUGUCCGGUACAAGGGCUUGUGGGUUCCUUACCCAUUCCAGAACAACAUCUCGAUGCUUCCGAAGGAGGACCAGGUGAAGUGUAUCGACGGGCUCAUUGACGCUGCCAUGGCUGCCCGUGUCGCGACGACCAAGCCUCAGAACUUCGAUGAGUGGAUCUUGCGGACAUGCGGCCAAGGUGUGGCCGAUAUCUUCAUGCGCCCGUACAACUACAAGGUGUGGGCAGUGCCGACUACGAAGAUGCAAUGCCAAUGGCUCGGCGAGCGUGUUGCGGCCCCUGAUGUCAAGGCGGUUACCAGGAAUGUCAUCCUCAACAAGGUGGCUGGCAACUGGGGCCCUAACGCCACCUUCCGAUUCCCUGCGAGGGAUGGAACUGGCGGUAUCUGGAUCGCUGUGUCGAACACUCUUCCGGAGGAGAAGAAACGGUACGGCAAGAAGGGCGAGGUCACCAAGGUCGACGCCGAGAAGAAGAUUGUCACGCUGAAAGAUGGUACCACCAUCGGCUACGGCAAGCUUAUCAACACGAUGGCUGUGGACCACCUUGUCGAGAAGAUGGGCAACCAGGAGUUGGUCAAGCUGUCCAAGGGCCUCUACUACUCGUCGACUCACGUAAUUGGUGUCGGUAUCCGUGGUGCUCGGCCCGAGCGCAUCGGAGACAAGUGCUGGCUUUACUUCCCCGAGGACAAUUGCCCCUUCUAUCGCGCCACCAUCUUCUCCAACUACUCGCCGUACAACCAACCGCAGGCUGACGUCAAGCUGCCUACUCUGUACCAUGCGGACGGUAGCAAAGCCAAGAGCAGUGAAGCUAAAGAGGGCCCUUACUGGUCGAUCAUGCUCGAGGUCUCGCAGUCGAGCAUGAAGCCGGUUGACGAGGCGAACCUGCUCAAGGAAUGCAUCCAGGGGCUUAUCAACACCGAUAUGAUCAAGCCAGAGGACGAAAUCGUCUCGACCUACCACCGCAAGUUCGACCACGGCUACCCCACGCCGUCGCUCGAGAGAGAGGGCGUCCUCAAGGAGCUCCUUCCCAAGCUUCAAGACAUGGACAUCUGGUCCCGUGGCCGCUUCGGCAGCUGGAGGUACGAGGUCGGCAACCAGGACCACUCGUUCAUGCUUGGUGUCGAGGCGGUCGACAACAUUGUCAAUGGGGCCGUCGAGCUGACGCUCAACUACCCCGACUUUGUCAACACGCGCCAGAACACCGAGCGUCGGCUGGCCCAGAGUUUCUACAAUGCCGGAACUUCUUCUGGCAACGGCAUCCCCACCCGGCCCGCGCCGAAGGCUUAA